CGUGGACGUCGUUGUCGUUGUCGUUGUCGUCGUCGUCGUGGUUGUCGAGCCACUUUUUGGGAUCAUCUUCAGUUCGAUGACGUUAAGGCCUCCGCAAGCUCCCGUCCAUCGAAACUCCGAACCCACUCAUCAUUUAAUCCUGUGAUUGCUCUAAGGAAUGACCGAAGAUGCCAUGCUUGAUUGCUAAGAGCACUCGAGGUGCCAUUGUUUUAUGCCUUCUACUUAUCCAUGUGGUCCACGUCUUUGGCGAACGGAGUGAAAGUGGCGUUCUGAUCGAAAAUCUUCCGUCCUCCCAAGUCCGCGCUGAAGGCCAAGAGGUCCUAUUCACUUGCAUUGCUAGAAACUCGAAUAAUGACACUGUGAUAUGGAAAUAUGGUGCGGAUAAAAUCCUCACUGCAGGGAAUGUGAGAGUCACGUCAAAGAAAAACGUGGAAAUUCUUCAUGAUGAAGGUGGAAGCGUAUAUGUUCUAUCAAUCAAGAAUCUCACCCCAACGGAUAGUGGUCUUUACAUGUGUGAGAUCAACACCCAGCCUCCUACCAGAUCAUUCUACAAACUCACAGUGAUUUCUUCCAAAUUAACGGCCCCGGAUAAGAACCACCAACAUGGAGACACAUUCAACACCAACACUGAAGACAGCACCACCAACAAUUCUACCGUCGACCUUUGGGGUUUCGCCACCCCCAAUCCCAUCAAUCAUGACUACACAUCCUGCUGCUUGGGAAUGGGUGUGUCGGAAAAAUGCCUGGGAUUCUGCGACAUCCGCAACAUUCUCGAAGGCAAGGCCGGCCAAAACCCCGCAGAGUGUGAGGAAGAAUUCCCGGAUAUCGUCAUGUGCAUGGCUGAUGGUCGGAACCACGUUCCGUGUUGUGAAGAGGCUAGGAUUCCCGACAUUUGUCAAGACAUGUGCUCUGGAGCGUACACCAGACGCUCAGAUGCGUUGAAGACCCACUUGGCGUGCUCCCAAUACACUGCGCCCACUUUGGCCUGCAUUGCCGAGGGAAUUAGCAUUCUACCCGGAAGGCCAGAGGAGCUGGAGGCUGUGGACUUGGGUUCCAACUCGUUCACUCUCAAAUGGAGACCGGCAGGAUCCUCCGAGAUGAGGCAGGAUCAUUUCAAAAUCACUCUGGAAACUUUGGGCAGAAUGAAGAAAGACAACUUGAAUCGGAAAGCGUCCUCUUUCAUUGCCACAGAAACGUUCACGGUGUCUGGAGAGGUAUUUGAGUAUCCCCUGACAGGAUUGAAGCCAUUCACUUUAUACAACGCCACCAUCACAGCUAUUAAUAAAUUCGGCGAAAGCUUGCCAUCAUAUGACCUUCUCGUGGUGACUCAUGUCAAGGGAGACCCCAUGUGGACCAAAUCCAAAGGACAGGCUCUCCCUGCAUUGCCAGACUUCCAAAGCUGUUGCCAAACAAAGAAUAUUUCCCAUGCCAGUUGUGCAGAUCGAUUCUGCAACUUUGAAAAAGUUCAGGAGGCUACAAUUCCGGAUUUGAUGGUGUGCGCUCCUUGGACCGGAAGCAUGUUUGAUUGUCUAUUUGAUGGGCAAGAUCACACUCAAUGUUGUCAGGAAAAUGGACUACCAGAUGUGUGUUUGGGCUUCUGUUCAGGCACAAUCAAAUCAGUGGAUUUCCGACAUUUCAAGUGUAUGGAAUACAUUGCUGGAAUUUCUAAAUGUAUCAUGAAGAAACACGAUGUGUUGACCUCAGCUCCAUUGGCUUUCCGAUUUUCCAACAUUGGUACGACCAUUGGAUUGCUCCAUUGGGAGCAUCCAAAAGUGAAUGGGGACAAUGUCAAGUCCUACCUGGUGCAUUACCGACAAAUGUUGCCCCGAGGCCUGGGUCAAGAUAUCAUCAAAGAGACCAAGCAUAACAUGUACAUCUUUGAGGAUCUGAUGCCAGACUCAUCCUACGAGUCUUAUGUAGAGGCUGUCAACCAAUACGGGGUUGGAGAGCCCUCUCCGCGAAUUGUGUUCCGGACCAAAAGGGAACCGUCCGACGCUCAUGAAAGGGCAGCUGAUAUCUACAAAGCACACUCCCAAUGCUGUAUUGCCUCUGGAUUACGAGAAGAAUGUUUACCUUUGUGCUCGUACAAUGUCACCAUGAGCGAUGUCAAGUCCUUGGGCAAGCUCUGCGUCUCGGAGGUGGCUCGAUUGACCCAAUGCGCUGCCGGAGGCCGAGAUCACAUGCCUUGUUGUGCUCGAAGAGGGGUUCCCAUCCAAUGUCAGCCUUUGUGUCAGGGCAUUCAACUGACACCCCAUGCCUCUACAUUGACGAGUUGCAUGGCUUAUGCCGGUAACAUUUUGACUUGUCUGGAGGAAGGUUCCCUGGACCUUCCCGAGCCCGUUUUCAACCUUCAUGCCCUCUUCGUGGGCAAUGACAGCGUCUCCUUGGAGUGGGAUCAUUACAAUGAGACCGGGGACAUCACUCAGUACGAGGUGUACUACAAGAUGUUGCAAAACAACUCCAACAGUCCAAACAUCUUCACUGGAAAUCAGAAUGUCAAUGUGUCUGGUUUGAGCAUCACAAUUGACGGUUUGGAAGGGUACUCUAAAUACCAGUUCUUCGCUGUUGCUCGCAACCACCUUGGGACGUCCCUCCCUUCGUCUGUGGUAACCUUGAGCACUGGUGCCCCCGACUCAAAGCGGGUCAAUGGAGUGCCAACCCCACCCUUCAGUGUGUUGGUAACAGGCAAAGGAUCCGAUUUUAUCUCAUUAUCGUGGACCACUCCUGCCAUUAGUCACCCAAUGGAUUAUCUCCGUUAUGUGGUGCACUAUCGGGCUAUCACCGAAAACGAAAAUGUCACUCAUUCCGUUGAGAGUCCCUUCAAUGCUAUUCGACUGACCUCUUUGGACCCGAACAGUCAGUACAUAAUCCAUUUGACGACGAAAACCAUCAAUGGCGAAAGCGAACCUUCCGAGACGUUGGUGGUGUGGACCAAUCCUAUUAUUCCAGCUUACGCUGAAGCUCCCACCAUUCACCCCAAGGAUGGGAUCCUGGAGGGCGACUCUGUGGCCGUCUUGUGUAUUGCCAUGGGUUCACCCAAGCCCAAUCUCACCCUUUACAUCGCAGGACACCCGAUCAGAAUGACACAAUCCAGACAUAUGGUCACCACGAUUCACAACAUCUCAAGGCAUAUGGAUCGAAUUGCUUGUCACGCCGACAACGGAUUUGGAACUCCAAUGUUGUCUUCCCGUCAAAUCUUGAUCGAAAGAGGUCCAAAUUUCCUCACAACUCCGCCCCAUAAAAUCACGGCCAAGGAAGGCCAGCCUUUGGUCUUGGAUUUCCACAUGGACGCCAGUCCAUUCCCUGAGAUCCGAAUUGGCAAGAAUGGUUCCAGUGUUCGCACAAGUGACAGGUUCCAGGUCAAACUCACCCAAGAUGAAGGGGAACAGUACACAGCCACGGCCGUUAUCAAUAUAACAAGUUGCUUGAGUGUUGACUCAGGAGAUUAUUACAUCAAGAUUAACAAUUCUGUGGGCUCCCUUCUUUACGAAUUCACUCUCCAAAUCGACCAAAACUUGCCACAGGCCGAGGACUCUCAAUCUUGUUGUGUCCGAUUGAAUGUUGCCGAGGAAUGCAGAGACUUAUGCUCUUUGUCCGUGGAUCUUGAUUUCCUGAUCGCCAAACCCCAAUGUUUCUCUGAAUUCGACAAGCUGAUGGAAUGUGCCGCAGAUGGUUCCGACCAUCGUCAUUGCUGCAGCAUGGCGGGUGUUCCCAAAGGCUGUCUGGAUUGGUGCCGAGGGAUUCAAGUGGAAGACUCCGAGUUCUGCGCCUUGACUCACGCCCGUGACAUCAACUAUUGCUUCAAGGAGGGCAAGUACACGUUGCCUGGAGCACCCCGCAAUAUCGAGGUCACCCCCAUCUCAAGUGAUAAGGCCAAGGCUAAGUGGGAUCCUCCCGCCAAGAAUCCCAAUGCUGUGGAGCUGUAUCGAGUUCUUUACCGGCGCAAAGGAGAAAGAUUUGCGGAGAAGAUCGACACCCCUGAGACUGAAAUCACCUUAACCAAUCUACUCCCAGGAGUGCCUUAUGAGUUGGUGGUGAAGGCUGGGAACUCCAAUGGCACCAGCCAGCUCUCUCCUCCGCUCCAAUUUUUCACCGCCAAUCAAUAUGUGGUGGAAACUACUCAAAUUUAUUCGCCGAUCCCAUCUAUAAUUGGAGUCCUGGUGGCUCUUUGCUUGUUGAUUCCGUUGAUAAUUUUAUCGGUGUGGUAUUUUAAGACUCACAAGACCGUCUCAAGGUCGUCUUCAAGUGCAGGCAGUUUCGACAAUCCGUUCUUUAAUCAAGAAAUGUACAUGAAUCAAUUGGAGGACGAUCAAACCUCGAAUCCGGCCCCGACAAUGAGUGGCAGUAAUGAACCUAAGGCCGCCGAUCCUUCCUCUCAGAACCUCGAGGACAACGAGCGCAAUCCCACGUUGUACGAGGAGAUCAAGCUGGGCAAGAAGGGCGAGGGGUUCAAGAGACUGACAUAAACCCGCUAUUUCUUAAGUUAUAUCUGUGAUAAAAAUAGACAAAAAAAAAAGACUAAAAGGCAUUCGAAACACUAA
Messenger RNA from Tigriopus californicus, 4541 nucleotides. Its product is annotated as Ig-like and fibronectin type-III domain-containing protein 2. Lineage: Eukaryota; Metazoa; Arthropoda; Copepoda; Harpacticoida; Harpacticidae. Gene Ontology annotation, molecular function: protein binding. Bases 168 to 4466 code for a protein of 1432 amino acids. The record is from RefSeq and is a predicted model, not a curated record. The transcript has 20 exons.